Molecule: messenger RNA, 4505 nt
Organism: Chelonia mydas (Green sea turtle)
Lineage: Eukaryota; Metazoa; Chordata; Testudines; Cheloniidae
Gene: TBXAS1
Product: thromboxane A synthase 1
Exons: 14
Coding region: 257-1864 (535 amino acids)
Molecular function (GO): steroid hydroxylase activity; thromboxane-A synthase activity; heme binding
Source: RefSeq, a predicted model, not a curated record
GGGGUUCUGGGAAUGGUAGUUCUAUUGCUGCUUCCCUUAGUCCUCAGCUGAGGGCAGAUUUCCAAGCACCUGUCCCUUUGCAGGGAAGCUGAACUACAUUUUCCACCACUCCCUUCGAGAAUGUCACGAUGCAGUUGCUUGAUAACAAGCCAAACAGGAAUUGAUGAGAGCUACAUGGGAGAGAUUUAAAGGUUUUAUCUGUUAUUGAGGAGACUUCCCCAUCAACCUCAAGGCCAGCAUUGUGUAGUGAAGGAAAAUGGAGCUUGCAGAUCUCUUGAAAUUUCCCGUCAUGGAAAUCAAUGGAACAACAGUAACAGUGGCUCUGCUGGUGAUCCUCCUAAUGUUACUCUGUUGGUACUCCACCUCUUCGUUCUCCAGGCUGGAGAAGGUGGGUAUCAGGCAUCCAGCACCUUUGCCUUUCAUCGGAAACCUGCUGUUCUUUCGCCAGGGAUUUUGGGAAAACCAUACAAAACUGAUCAAGGAGUAUGGACCUGUUUGUGGAUACUACAUCGGUCGGCGAAUGUACGUGUUGGUGUCCAAGCCAGAGAUGAUAAAACAUAUCUUAGUGAAGGACUUCAGCAACUUCACCAACAGAAUGACACCAGGCUUGGUUACCAAGCCAGUAAUUGACAGCAUUCUCUGUCUGCGGGAUCAGAGGUGGAAAGAAGUUCGGAGCAUACUGACCCCGGCCUUCAGUGCUGCAAAAAUGAAAGAGAUGACUCCACUAAUAAACCAAGCAUGUGAUGUCCUGCUGAGUAACUUGAAGGUGUAUGCGGAUUCUGGCAAGGCUUUUGAUAUCCAAAGGAGUUACGGCUGCUUCACCUUGGAUGUCGUUGCUAGCGUGGCUUUCGGUACCCACGUGGAUUCUCAGAAGAAUCCUGAUGAUACCUUUGUUAAGAACUGCAAAAAGUUCUUUGAAUUUUCAGUGCUUAGGCCCAUCCUAAUUCUAAUAAUUGCAUUUCCAUUCAUAAUGAUCCCACUGUCCCGGAUUUUGCCAAACAAGAGUCGUGAUGAGAUGAAUGGAUUUUUUAUCAAAGCCAUUAAAAAUAUGAUUGCCUUGAGAGAUCACCAAGAUGCAAAUGAGAGGCGCAGAGACUUCCUCCAGUUGGUACUCGAUGCUCGCAGCUCUACGAACUACAUUGGUGUGGAGCACUUUGACAUAGUCAACCAAGCUGAUGUUUCCAUUCAGGACCGUAAGCCUCCUGCUGACAAGGCCCUGCCUAAAAAGGUUCAGAAGACAUUGUCUGAGGAUGAGAUUGUAGGCCAAGCCUUCAUCUUCCUCAUUGGUGGGUAUGAGACCACCACCAAUGCCCUCUCCUUCGCCACCUACUUAUUAGCCACCAACCCAGAGUGCCAGGAGAAACUGCUGCAGGAGAUAGAUGAGUUCUCUGGAAAACAUGAUGUUCCUGACUACCAAAAUGUCCAAGAGCUCCCUUACCUGGAUAUGGUGAUUGCAGAGACAUUGCGCAUGUACCCACCUGCAUUCAGGUUCACUCGGGAGACAUCGAAGGACUGCGUAGUGAUGGGACAGCAUAUUCCAGCUGGUGCCAUAAUAGAAAUUGCAGUUGGACCUCUACAUUAUAACCCUGAGCUCUGGCCAGAACCUGAGAAAUUCAUCCCUGAGAGGUUCACAGCAGAGGCCAAACUGCAGCAGCAUCCCUUCACAUACCUCCCGUUUGGAGCAGGACCUCGCAGCUGCAUUGGCAUGAGGAUGGCUUUGCUGGAGAUAAAGAUGACCCUGCUGCGGAUCUUGCAGAAGUUCAAAUUUGAAACCAGUCCCGAGACCCAGAUUCCUUUGCAGUUGACAUCUGUGUCGUCAUUAGCACCAAAAAACGGAGUCUAUGUUAAGAUAGUACCUAGAUAGAGCAAAAACCCCAUUCUGAAAGCCUCCAAGGAAGUGAUCCAUUGUUCAGUGGCUCGCUGAUAGAUUGGGGGUAACAUUUUCAAAAGUACUUAAGUGACUUGGGAGCCUAAAUCUUAUUGAAAGUCAAUUGGACUUUAAAUGUGUGGUCCAAAAUCCUGCUGAUUUUCAAUGAAACUCAGGCUCCUAAGUCACUUUUGAAAAUGGGACUUAAGUACUUUGGAAAGUUUUACCCAAGCCCAUGACUGUGAAUAGUCUCUGAAAAAGCAUCCCACUUUUCAUCAGCCUUAGUGGUCGUAACAGGGCCCACUUCAUUUUACUUAUCUACAUGGGAGUUUGUCCAGGCUCCAAUCUUAGCAGUCUGCACUUCCUCACCUUCGGUAGAUUUUUAUAAGAUGUUGAACGAUCACUUGUUAGCUAACACGUUUUAACAACAGACCUUUAAAUCCGAGUCUCAAACUCGGAAAGGCAACGUGUGGUGGUAACAGCAAGGACUAGGAAUCAGGACACCUGGAUCCUACGCCGAACUCUGCAGUUGACCGAUCUUGAGGAGACAGCCUAACCUCACGGUACCUGUCAAAUGAAGAUAAUGCUUACUCACCUUUUGUAAAGCGCUCUGAGACAUUUGGAUGAAAUGUGCUCGUAUUAUCCUCUAACUUUUGUUACAGUGGAUUUUAAAAUAAUGGCAAAUGUCUGUACAGCACUUAAGUUCCUAUAAGCAGGACCAGACCAAAGAAUGUUGUAGACUGCUAUUAAGUUUUGUCUGUUACUGAAUAGUAUUUAGCGAACCUUGGAAUAUACAAGUUUAAAGUGUUUAGGAGAACUCGGGGAAUUUUAGGGUUGACUUGAAGAUGGUGGCACAGCAGGAGCUUUCCCAGCAUGGCAUGACGCUUUUCCUUUCUAUGCAUUUCAGUUGGCACUAUACUUGGUCAGAGGAAAUGAAGGAGGCUGCAAUUGCUAGUGCUUAAAGUCAAGGAUUGGGAGCCAGGAAAACCAGUUCCAAUAGCUACACUAGUCACUUCACCAACUUGUGCCUCACUCAACCCACAUAGGGAAAGAAUGUGGGUGAAUGCUAGGCCCAGCGGCUGCCUGCAUGUCUUCACAGUCAAAGCAGCAUUGAUUUGAUUCUUCAGGACCGUUUGCCCACAGCAUCUGCAGUAGCUAAAAGCAAAUUUUUCCAUGUUUGGAAUUUUUCCAUAUUUGCACACAUGGAGCAAACAGUCUCUUCCGCUGCAUCCUGGUCCACCCCAGCAGAGGCUCAAACUACAGUUUUGGGGGCCGCAUGAUACCUAGAUAGAGGCAGAAAGUUUACUCCAUACCCAACCCUAGGUGGAAAAUUGAGAAAAAGGAAGAAAGUUGUCAUAGGCCCAAGUUUUUGUGUGUGUCCCUGUUGCAGGCCCCUGGGUCCUAUGUGGGCUAGUGGAGUGUCACUGAGCAUCCUUCACACUGGGACACUGACCAUUACAGCUGCAGCAUGUUUAGAAUUCCCAGCAGCUUCUACUGCUUCUUAAGCCUCAAGGAACUGUGGCCCAGAUCCUCAAAGAUAUUCCACUGAUUUCAAUCGAAGUCAACGAGCCUAAACACCUUUGAGGAUGUGGGCAGUGGUCCCUUCCCAGGCAGACUAGCAGCACCGAUGACAUUACGGAUCACUACAGGAAGUUCUAUCCACUGAAGAAGGCAGGUCUCAGUUGGAGAGUGGGGUGGUAAGAGGCAGCCUUCCAAGUGUUCGGGGGAGAUGUAUAUUAUUUUCUUUAAACAUAGGGCCCUACUUUGGUUUCCACUGUGGGCUGAGAUCAUGAACAAGAAGAAAGGAGGAGGUUGGUGAAGUUUAUUCGUUUUGCCAAAAAUAGGUUAUUUCCUCCCCUGUGAAAUUAAAUUUUCCUGACGUUCCAGCCAGCUGAGCACUCCUGAGUACUUUAAAAAAGCCCAGUGAGCUUUUGAUAAAACGUAACCUCAGACUGCCCUUUAAAAAAGAACAUCUGUUGCUAGUUGGGAGGGAGGGAGAGCCACCCUGACGCUCUUUGGGCCUCAGCUGAACCAGUCACACUUCUUUUCUAAAGCUAUGCUACAGGAAACACCAGCGCUCGUGCAUGGUACACACAAAACCAGCUGCGAUAUACUUCUCUGCAGCUGCGGUACAAAUGAUAUUGAGUAAGGCGCUCGAUUAGAAGACUGCUGCUGCCCCAUGAUUCCCAUCUACAGUUUCUUGCUUGCAUGUGGCACGUUGAGACUGGUGUGAUUGGCGCAUGCUGCUUUCACCUCUUGCCGGUCAUUGUGACCACACUUUUAAAAGUCAUGCUCUCAUCUUCCUUACCAAGGCUUGUGUUUAUUUCUGUGAUGGGAUUUUCUUCUCACUUGAGUUCUAGCGUAGUAACUGUGGAUUAUAGGCCUGAUAGUUAAUGCUCCAUCCAUACUCCAGCCUUGCCAUGCCGGAGUUUAAAUGACUCAAUGUGCCUAUGAAAUGAGAUAUUGAAUUAGUGGUCUAAUCUAAAAAGGUGCAGCAUGCACCUCUAUGCACAAGUUUGCCUCAACUUUUUCAAUAGCAUAUUAUUUGUGGUUGUGAUUCUAAAUUAUACCUGUGAACUGGAAUAGUAUAGGGUAGUCUCAUUAAAGAUUUUUCCCAUCCAUUUGUCUUAAAGAAAAA